AUGGGAAAGAACUGUCUCGUGACUACUCUUCUCUGGCUUCUCCUUCUCGUCCUCUUUCAAACACCUAAAUAUAUUAACGCCAGUUUCAUCUGCUACGGCGACUUUUUCGAUGUUAACUACGGCCUCAGCCGUGACCGUCUCUUCUCUUCUCUUCCUUCAAACGUCAUUACUAACGGUGGUUUCUACAACGCCUCGUUUGGUAGAGAUUCCAAGAACAGUAGAGUCUACGUUGUUGCGUUAUGCAGACGAGGCUACGAGGAUCAAGCUUGCAAGACAUGUCUGGAACAUGUCAUCGACGAUACGAAACCAAACUGUCGUCGAAAAGAGUCUUACUCAUGGGUCACUCAUCAACCCGACGACGUUUCUUGCUCUAUACGUUACACAAACCGCUCAACGUUUGGCAAACUCGAACUCACACCAGUUGUUAUCAACGCUAAUCCAGACAAUUUAGAUCCAUCCAUAUCCAAGAACAUGACCAUGUUCAACAAAGAAUGGAUUGCCAUGGCUAACCGGACGCUCGAGGCUGCUUCCACAGCUGACACUUCCUCAGUUCUCAAGUACUAUAACGCCACAAGAACAGAGUUCACACAAAUCCCAGAUGUUUACGCGUUGAUGCAAUGCACGCCUGACCUAUCACAAGGCGACUGUACCAGAUGCCUAAGGGAUUGUGUGAAUGAGUUUCUUCAGAGCCAGUACUGGGGAAGAAAAGGUGCUGGGAUAAGUCGCCCUAGCUGUUAUUUCAGGUGGGAUCUUUAUUCUUUCUAUAAAGCUUUUGAAAAUGUUGAAAGAGUUCAUGCUCUUCCUCCUCCUCCUCCUCCUCCUCAAGUGUCUUCGAAUAAACUCAAUUGCGAGAGAGACAAGACAAGUUUUCAAGGAAGCAACAUUGCAAUUAUUGUGGUCCCAGUAGUCAUCAACCUCUUCAUAUUUGUGGUGCUAGUGGUUUCUUGGAAGAAAAGGUCUUCACACACCAGAUUCAAAGACGCUUUUGAUUCGACUGAUGGUCAAUCUAUGCUACGUUUUGAUCUUCAAAUGAUUAUAAGUGCAACGAAUAACUUCUCUCAUAUGCUUGGACAAGGUGGAUUUGGAUCUGUCUACAAGGGAGUAUUAGAGAACGGGCAAGAGAUAGCGGUAAAGAGAUUAACAAAAGAUUCAGGGCAAGGAGACAAGGAGUUCAAGAAUGAGGUCUUACUCUUGACAAGACUCCAACAUAGGAAUCUUGUUAAGCUUCUUGGGUUUUGUAAUGAAAAAGAUGAAGAGAUUCUCGUCUACGAGUUUGUUCCUAAUUCAAGCCUCGACCACUUCAUAUUUGAUGAAGACAAACGCCGGAUUCUGACAUGGGAUGUGAGGUACACAAUCAUAGAAGGAGUUGCAAAGGGGCUUCAAUAUCUCCAUGAAGAUUCUCAGUUGAGGAUUAUUCACAGAGAUUUGAAGGCAAGCAAUAUCCUUUUAGACGCUGAGAUGAACCCUAAGGUUGCAGACUUUGGGAUGGCGAGGCUGUUCAAUAAGGACGAGACACGAGGACUGACAAGCAGAGUAGUUGGAACAUUUGGUUAUAUGGCUCCAGAAUACGAGAGAUAUGGACAAUUCUCAGCUAAGUCUGAUGUUUAUAGCUUUGGUGUCAUGCUUCUAGAGAUGAUAUGUGGUAAAAGCAACAAAAACUCGGAAAAAGAAGAAGAUGAAGACGAAGAAGACUUUCCAGCUUUUGUAUGGAAGAGGUGGAAUGAAGGAAGAUACGAAGAGAUCAUUGAUCCUUUGGCUGCUCCGAGUAACAACAUCUCAAUAAACGAAGUAGUGAAGCUCAUCCACAUAGGUUUGUUGUGUGUUCAAGAGGAUGUGUCCAAAAGACCUAGCAUUAGUUCAAUCAUCUUUUGGCUUGGAAGACACGCUAACACCACCAUGCCUGUGCCCACACCUGUUGUUUUUCAUACACGGCCAUCAUUAUCACUAUCACCAUCACCGUCACAGUCACCAUCACCAACACCAUCCUCAUCUCUGUGAUGCUAAUGAACAUUCAAGCAUGUAUGUAUAAUGUAUUAUGCAUCGUUGUCCUGUACAAUAAAUGGCAGAUGUUGAGCAAAA
Messenger RNA from Capsella rubella, 2079 nucleotides. RefSeq names its product cysteine-rich receptor-like protein kinase 37. The transcript is spliced from 6 exons. Gene Ontology annotation, biological process: protein phosphorylation. The record is from RefSeq and is a predicted model, not a curated record. NCBI's taxonomy places the organism in Eukaryota, Viridiplantae, Streptophyta, Magnoliopsida, Brassicales, Brassicaceae. The coding region runs from base 1 to 1998 and encodes 665 amino acids. Gene Ontology annotation, molecular function: ATP binding; protein kinase activity.